UUUCUUUAAAACCCAAACGUCCACGUUGAUAAUAAUCCAUUCUUCCAUAACCACUUUCAUUUACAGUUGAACUGCAUUCGCAAAAGGUACUAAUUUUAUUAUUCUACUCUUACACAAGUGAAUUACCAGAGAAAUGGCAUCCAAACGUAUUGCGCUUUUAAGUGUAUCAGACAAAACUGCAUUGAUUGAAUUCGGCCAGCAAUUGUCAGCGCUUGGUUUUCGUCUUGUCGCUAGUGGUGGCACAGCUACAGCUUUACGAAAUGUUGGUCUCACCGUUGAAGAUGUCUCCGAAAUAACGGGUGCACCAGAAAUGUUGGGCGGUCGUGUUAAGACUCUACAUCCAGCCGUGCAUGCUGGUAUAUUGUCACGCACUACAGAAACCGAUUUGGCCGAUAUGAAAAAGCAAAAUUUUGACUUGGUUAGUUUGGUAGUGUGCAAUCUGUAUCCCUUUUCGAAUACGGUGUCCAAACCUGAUGUGACGGUGGCUGAUGCUGUUGAGAAUAUCGAUAUUGGUGGUGUUACAUUGCUGCGUGCGGCAGCUAAAAAUCACGCUCGUGUAACUGUGAUCUGUGAAGCGUGCGAUUAUGAUAAAGUGCUAAGUGAAAUUAACCAGCAUGGCGAUACCACCUUGGAUACCAGAAAAGCUUUGGCGCUCAAAGCCUUCACCCAUACUGCCUCCUAUGAUGAUGCCAUCUCCGAUUACUUCCGCAAACAAUACUCAUCAGGCGUUUCACAGCUCAACUUACGUUAUGGUAUGAAUCCUCAUCAAAAGCCCGCACAGCUUUUCACUCAGCUUGAGUCACUUCCUCUCAAGGUAAUCAAUGCCUCACCGGGAUUUAUUAAUUUGUGUGAUGCACUUAACGGUUGGCAACUGGUACUCGAACUAAAGCGCGCUCUAAAUUUGCCUGCAGCUACUAGCUUUAAGCAUGUUUCGCCAGCAGGUGCUGCUGUCGGCACACCACUGAGUCACGAGCAGGCCAAGCUGUGCAUGGUCGAUGAUCUUUAUGACAGCUUGACGCCAUUAGCCACUGCAUAUGCACGCGCACGUGGCGCUGACCGUAUGUCGUCAUUUGGAGACUUUGUUGCGCUUUCAGAUGUUUGCGAUGUGGUAACUGCAAAGAUCAUUUCUCGUGAGGUAUCAGACGGUAUUAUAGCAGCUGGUUAUGAGCCGGCCGCAUUGGAUAUAUUGAAGAAAAAGAAGAACGGCGCUUACUGCAUUUUACAGAUGGAUCCAGACUACAAGCCUGAUGCGCGUGAACGUAAAACGAUUUUUGGUUUAACCCUGGAACAGAAACGCAACGAUGCUGUCAUUGAUGCUUCACUGUUUUCCAAUGUUGUUACCAAGAAGAACGUAUUGCCGGAAAAUGCCAUACGCGAUUUAAUUGUUGCUACAAUAGCGUUGAAGUACACACAAAGCAAUUCCGUUUGUUACGCACGCGAUGGUCAGGUGAUUGGCAUUGGUGCAGGUCAGCAAUCGCGCAUACAUUGUACGCGCUUGGCUGGCGAAAAGGCCGACAAUUGGUGGCUGCGUCAGCACCCACGUGUUGUUGGCAUGAAAUUUAAGGCGGGCGUGAAACGUGCAGAAAUCUCAAAUGCCAUCGACAACUUCGUGAACGGCACCGUAGGCAAGGAUAUGCCACUCAGUCAGUUUGAAGCGAUUUUUGAUGAGGUGCCACCGCAACUAACUGCCGAUGAAAAGGCCAAUUGGCUGAAAAAAUUGGAUGGUGUUUCUUUAGGUUCAGAUGCCUUCUUCCCAUUCCGUGAUAAUAUAGAUCGUGCUAAAUUGAGCGGCGUUUCGUACAUCGGCAGUCCAGCUGGUUCUACCAAUGAUGCUGCUGUUAUUGAGGCCUGUAAUGAACACGGCAUUGUGUUGGCCCACACGAACUUGCGCCUAUUCCACCAUUGAUAUGAAUUUAAAAUAUUUUUUUUUAAAGCAAAAAAUUUAUAAAUAUACGCACAUGCCACAUAU
Messenger RNA from Rhagoletis zephyria (snowberry fruit fly), 1969 nucleotides. Its product is annotated as bifunctional purine biosynthesis protein PURH. NCBI's taxonomy places the organism in Eukaryota, Metazoa, Arthropoda, Insecta, Diptera, Tephritidae. Gene Ontology annotation, molecular function: IMP cyclohydrolase activity; phosphoribosylaminoimidazolecarboxamide formyltransferase activity. Gene Ontology annotation, cellular component: cytosol. Gene Ontology annotation, biological process: 'de novo' IMP biosynthetic process. The record is from RefSeq and is a predicted model, not a curated record.